AAUGAAACCAUAUUUACAAAUAAGAAUUGUAAUGAAAUUAUUUGUGGAAAAUUUUCAAAUCUUUAUGUUCUACUAUUGAUCUUGUUUUUGGUGCAGCAUCGAGGUGAAAGACGUGGGCUUGGCGGGAUUUUUUUUGAUGACCUUAAUGACUAUGAUCAGGAAAUGCUUCUUGCCUUUGCUACAGAGUGUGCACAGUCUGUUGUUCCAGCAUACAUUCCCAUCAUAAAUCGGCGGAAAGAAACGCCAUUUACUGAUCUACACAAGGCCUGGCAACAACUGCGUAGGGGAAGAUAUGUUGAAUUCAACUUGGUCUAUGAUCGUGGCACGACAUUUGGGCUAAAGACCGGUGGUCGGAUUGAGAGUAUUCUUGUCUCGCUUCCCCUAACUGCUAGAUGGGAGUACGAUCAUGAACCAGAGAAAGGUAGUGAAGAAUGGAAGCUUCUAGAUGCUUGCAUCAAUCCCAAGGACUGGAUUUGAGACUAGUCGUCUGUAAGUUUUGUAGCUGAAUGGUAAGUUUGGUUUUUGCAUUUGUAUCUUAUAAUACGUUAGUGCUCUUUGAGAUCCAUUCUUUUUUAAAUGAAAUAGAAAAGCCGUUCCUAUUGAAUAUGAGUGAAGUUCUCUUGUCCUCUUCA
Messenger RNA from Dendrobium catenatum, 632 nucleotides. Its product is annotated as oxygen-dependent coproporphyrinogen-III oxidase, chloroplastic-like. The annotation marks the transcript as partial. Gene Ontology annotation, molecular function: coproporphyrinogen oxidase activity. Lineage: Eukaryota; Viridiplantae; Streptophyta; Magnoliopsida; Asparagales; Orchidaceae. The transcript is spliced from 4 exons. The record is from RefSeq and is a predicted model, not a curated record. Gene Ontology annotation, cellular component: chloroplast stroma; cytoplasm.